AUGGCCAUCCUCACUGAAUUACCAGAAGAACAAGAAGCGGCAGUAACAUAUGAUGUUUUCCUGAGUUUCAGAGGGAAAGACACUCGACUAGGUUUUAUGGAUCAUCUCUACCAAGCUUUGGUGAACGAAAACAUCUCUACCUUUCUUGAUGAGGAAGAGGUUGAAACUGGGGAAGAACUUAAACCCGAGCUUGCAAGAGCUAUAAAAAGCUCUCGUGCUUCGAUAAUCGUCUUGUCUAAGAACUACGCAUCUUCAACAUGGUGUCUGGAUGAGCUGGUGAUGAUCCUUGAGCAACGAAGGGUCUCUGACCAUUUUGUUCUCCCCAUUUUUUACAGCGUCGAGCCGACAAAUAUCAGGAAGCAUGAAAGCACUUUUGGAGAAGCGUUAUUUGAACACAAACAGAGGAUUGAGUCCGAAAAGGAUGUGGAGAAGAAAACUCAAGGUGCUCGUAAGUUGGAGAUGUGGACGAAAGGACUUACAGAGAUUGCUGAUUUGAAAGGAAAAGAUGCAACUGGAAGAAGAGAAACGGUGGUGAUUGAAGAAGUCGUGAAAGAAAUUAGUACUAGACUGGAACUACACUUGCAAAGGAGAAUGAGAAUCCCACACCUAAUUGGGAUGGACAAUUCUAUUAAUUCCAUCAGUUCCUGGUUAAAAAGAGGAUCUUCUGAAAUUCUCACAAUUUGUGGAAUGCCAGGGAUCGGAAAAACAACAUUGGCAAAACAUAUGUAUUUGUUGCACUGCCAUGAAUUUGAAACAAGUAGCUUUGUUGAAGCCAUUGGAAGAAGAUGCGCAGAACAUACAUUUUCACUAUUAGAUUUGCAAAAACAGCUUCUUGGAGACAUUCUCAAGAAAAGAAAGAUUGAAGAAAAUAAUGCAGAUAUGUGCACAUCUAAGGUUGAAAAGGCAUUAUCUAGGAAAAAGACAUUUUUGGUUCUUGAUGAUGUUGAUAACUUUGAGCAACUGGAUGUGUUGAUUGGAACAAAAGGUUUUCAUCCAGGAGGCAAGAUUAUAGUAACAACCAAAGAUGGGUCCCUAACAGAAAAGUGUUCAUUGUUUCGUAUGAAAUUCCCUCCAAAACAUACAAAGCAUGCACUUCGUGUCUUAAGUGAUACUGAAUCUGUGAAACUUUUAUGCUGGCAUGCGUUUGGAAACAAUGAUCCCAAGAAAGGUUAUGAGAAAGAAGCACAACAACUUGCAGAGUAUUGUGGAGGACAUCCAUUGGCUCUUAAAGUUUUGGGUAGUUCAUUAAUUAAUAAAGAUGCAUCCAUAUGGAGUGAUGUCCUUGAAAUGUUGGAGGCAAAAGGAUAUUUAACUGAUGUACAAGAGAGUAUACAAAAGGCUCUGCAAAUUAGCUUUGAUUCUUUAUCAGGGGACUGCAAAGAACUUUUUAAGCACAUUGCUUGCUUUUUUGUUGGAAAAGAAAGAGAAGUUACAGAAACAAUAUUAAAGGAAUGUGGGUUUCCAACAUCAUAUGGGAUCAACAAGCUCAUUGAUAGAUGUCUUCUCACAAUUGGAGGAAGAAAUGAGUUGAGGAUGCAUCAAUUGCUUCAAGAGAUGGGGAGAGAUUUAGUCCGCAAAGAAUCACCUGAAAAGCCAUGGAAGCGUAGUCGAGUAUGGAAACAUGAGGAGUCCCUCGAUUUGUUGAAAAAGGACAAGGGUACCCAAAGAAUUCAAGGUCUUAUCCUUGACACGAACUUAUUGAGAAAGGAGCAUAACUUCAAAGAUGAUGACGUGAACAAGAUUUUUAGAGCUGAUCAACCAAUCCAGAUGGUGUAUGAAUUCUUUUUAAGGAUUUGGUUGUUUUUUGCUCGGCUUCUCCUAAUGCUUUCAUCUUCUCAUUGCAAAAAAGUGGAAUUAAGAACAGAUGCAUUAAGAAAGAUGGAUAAGCUAAAGCUGCUCCAACUCAAUCAUGUCAAAAUCGACGGUUCUUACAAGAAUUUUCCAAAAGGUUUAAGGUGGUUGUGCAUGCAUGGAUUCCAUUCAAAAUUCAUACCUUCAGACUUACCAAUGGAAAAUUUGGUUGCUCUUGACAUGUCUUACAGUAAUCUGACACAGCUUUGGAAGAAGCCCAAGCUUCUUGGGUCAUUGAAGAUUCUUAAUCUGAGUUAUUGCAAGAUUGUUAGAGUUGAAGGCUUCUCUUGGCUACCUGCACUUGAGAGGUUGAUUCUUAUAAACUGUAAAAGCUUGGUUCAUGUGUGUGAGUCAAUUGGCGGAUGUGAUGGCCUUGUUAUUCUUGACUUGAGCUACUGCAAUAAUCUUAGUAAUGUUCCAAUUAGCAUCAGCAAGUUAAAGAAGAUUAAACGUCUAUCACUAAACGGUUGCUUAGGUGCUAGUGAGUUUCUAAUGCGGAUGAAGGAUAUGGAGUCAUAUGCAUCUUCCUCUUCUAUUGGAGAAUUUUUACCGAAAACUCCAAAAUCAUUUUUAGUACCCUCAUUAGUAACCUUAUCACUUAUAGGCAAUAAUUUAUCUAACGAAUCCUUUCCGAAGGACUUCAGUAGCAUGUCAAUGUUGAAGACAUUAUAUCUAAAUAAGAAUCCAAUUGAUUCCCUGCCUGAUUGUGUGAGAAGCCUUAGCAAGCUUGAGGAACUCCAUGUUGGAGAAUGUUGGAUGUUGAAGUCGGUAUUGUGCCCUCCACCUACAAUCCAAUAUUUGUGGGCUGACGAUUGUCCAUCACUUAUUAAAAUAACAUUCCCUCAAGAAAUGUCAUCACCACCAUUUCUGGAUAAUUUUGGCGCAGAGUCAUUGAGCUAA
Lactuca saligna is the source of this 2751-nucleotide messenger RNA. NCBI's taxonomy places the organism in Eukaryota, Viridiplantae, Streptophyta, Magnoliopsida, Asterales, Asteraceae. The record is from the annotation of a GenBank genome assembly.